AGUUUGACAGACAUGAGAUCUUGCUGUACGAGGAGGUGGCGAAGGUCCCGCCCUUCAAGAGGAAGACGCUGGUUCUGAUUGGAGCGCAGGGCGUUGGGAGGAGGAGGCUGAAGAACAAGAUGCUGCUGAGGGACCCCCUGCUGUUCGGCACCACCAUCCCAUACACCUCCAGGAAGCCGAAGAAGGAGGACAAGGAGAGCCGGAUGUUCGGGUUCACCAGCCGGAGCAAGAUGGAGGUCGACAUAAAGAGCGGGCGCUUCCUGGAGCACGGAGAGUACGACGGGAACCUGUACGGCAUCAAGAUGGAGUCCAUUCACGAGGUGGUGGAGGCAGGGAGGGUCUGUGUGCUGGAUGCUAACCCACAGUCCCUCAAAGUGCUCCGGACCUCAGACUUCCUCCCCUACGUGGUGUUCCUCCAGGCUCCAGACUUCGAGGUGCUGAAGGCGAUGAACCAAUCAGCUGUGGAGGCUGAGGUGGUGACGAAGACUCUGACGGACGAGGAGCUGCAAAGGACAUGUGAUGAGAGCUCGAAGCUCCAGGCGGCCUUCGAGCACUACUUCGACCUGAGCAUCGUGAACGAUAACCUGGACGAGACGUACCGCAGCGUGAAGGCGGCGCUGCAGACCGUCUCCAAGAACCCCCAGUGGGUCCCCGUCACAUGGCUGUUCUGAACACUGCUGUGUGUGUGUGUGUGUGUGUGUGUGUGUGUGUGUGUGUGUGUGUGUGUGUGUGUGUGUGUGUGUGU
This is a messenger RNA of Trematomus bernacchii (emerald rockcod), 745 nucleotides long. RefSeq names its product MAGUK p55 subfamily member 2-like. The transcript has 4 exons. The record is from RefSeq and is a predicted model, not a curated record. NCBI's taxonomy places the organism in Eukaryota, Metazoa, Chordata, Actinopteri, Perciformes, Nototheniidae. The annotation marks the transcript as partial. Gene Ontology annotation, cellular component: plasma membrane; cell-cell junction.